Misgurnus anguillicaudatus (oriental weatherfish) is the source of this 1981-nucleotide messenger RNA. It is a transcript of the gene ccny, whose product is annotated as cyclin Y. Gene Ontology annotation, biological process: regulation of cyclin-dependent protein serine/threonine kinase activity. Gene Ontology annotation, molecular function: protein kinase binding. Lineage: Eukaryota; Metazoa; Chordata; Actinopteri; Cypriniformes; Cobitidae. The record is from RefSeq and is a predicted model, not a curated record.
CUGAUCGCAGUGGUGUGUGUGUGUGUGUGUGUGUAUGUGUGUUGGGCUCGGCGAUACACUGACAGCUGAAUGACACAAUGUAACGGCGACGCGCGGAAAUGAAAUAACCUAUUGAUGCACGCGCACACCCACAAACAUCAUACAGCGCAGUUAUUGCAGAGUUUUUGUUGUUUUGACGAAUGGGCGUGCAAUCCUGAUACAAAUAACUCUUAUCGGUGAUUUUAACGCAUUGCAUUUAAAUGGCUCUCCGCGAGCGUUUAAAUCCGCUCGGCACACUGGAAUGAUCUUAUAGCGGAUCGCGAAGCCUGUGUUUGAUCUCAUCAUCCGCGCCCGUUACGCCCCAUCUUCUGUCGGGUGGGCUCCGUCGAUCGGUGGGCGGAUAUUUAUCAGCGCUAAUAUCUCCAGACAUCAGGAACCAUGGGGAACACCACGUCGUGUUGCGUGUCGUCCAGCCCGAAGCUCCGGAGGAACGCGCAUUCGAGGCUGGAACCGUACCGGCCCGAAGCGGAGCUGAGCAGAGAGGACACGGGCUGCAACCUACAGCACAUCAGCGACAGAGAGAACAUAGACGAACUCAACAUGGAGUACAACCCUUCGGACCACCCGCGUGCCAGCACCAUCUUUCUCAGCAAGUCCCAAACAGACGUUCUUUUACCCAACAAGAAAGUUCGGGAAAAAAGGAAAAGUCUGUACGUCAACCAUUUAACACACAUUGCGGAGUCGAAGCAACAUCCAUCUGGUCCAAUGAGACGCAAGUACAGCUCCUGUUCAACCAUCUUUCUGGACGACAGCACUGUCAGCCAACCCAACCUCAAAUACACCAUCAAAUGUGUUUCCCUCGCAAUAUAUUACCACAUAAAGAACAGAAAUGUGGACGGACGAAUGCUGUUAGACAUUUUUGAUGAAAAACUUCAUCCACUUUCAAAAUCUGAGGUGCCGUCCGACUAUGACAAACACGACCCAGAACAGAAACAUAUUUACAGAUUUGUCCGUACGCUCUUCAGUGCCGCCCAGCUCACAGCUGAGUGUGCCAUAGUUACUCUGGUGUAUCUGGAGAGAUUAUUAACAUACGCUGAGAUUGACAUCUGUCCUGCUAACUGGAAGAGGAUUGUUUUGGGUGCCAUCCUGUUGGCAUCUAAAGUGUGGGAUGAUCAGGCUGUAUGGAAUGUUGACUACUGUCAGAUUCUCAAAGACAUCACAGUGGAAGACAUGAACGAGCUGGAGCGUCAGUUUCUGGAGCUGCUGCAGUUUAAUAUUAAUGUUCCAUCCAGUGUCUACGCCAAGUACUACUUUGACCUGCGUUCGCUCUCUGAGGCGAACAAUCUCAACUUUCCUUUGGAGCCUCUUAGCAGAGACAAGGCUCAAAAACUGGAGGCGAUUUACAGGUAUUGUGAUGACAAAUAUAAAGACUUGAGAAAAUCAGCAAAGAAGCGCUCGGUGAGUGCUGAUAACCUGACAGUGGUCAGAUGGUCCCCAGCUAUCAUAUCCUAAUAAUGGUAGACUUUUGGAACUCUCAGUAUAGACGGAGAGAAAGAGACUGUCGAAAGAAGCGUUCUCUAAGAGGACACAUAUGUGCUUAGUACCUCAGCAAGACACUUAAGCCAGAGGCUUUUCUUCUGAAGAGUGUCCUUGCUGGUUGUACGGCUGCUGUAUAUACAAAAACACCCACACAAAGAUCACUUUCAAACCUGUGGCUUAGAAGACAAGGGGAGAGGAUGACGCUUCUGUUGAAGAUCCAGAGGACAUAAAUAUGAAAACGACCCCACUGUCAGGAACAACAUUUCAACAGCUCUGUGUCAUAUGCGUUUUCACGUAUUUCAUCAUCUCCGCAAAAGCUUGAAAUGUUUUCAUCUGGAGCUUAAGGUUGUGUCAUAACAGCCAUGAAACGAAAUGGCCAAAAUCAACUUCUCAAGAUGUUCACUCGAUAUGAUUCCUUAAAGUAUUUGUCUCCAAAUUGUGUGAGAUAAAAACUUCAACAUUA